Molecule: messenger RNA, 1143 nt
Organism: Eurypyga helias (sunbittern)
Lineage: Eukaryota; Metazoa; Chordata; Aves; Eurypygiformes; Eurypygidae
Product: mitoferrin-2
Exons: 2
Biological process (GO): iron import into the mitochondrion
Cellular component (GO): mitochondrial membrane
Molecular function (GO): ferrous iron transmembrane transporter activity
Source: RefSeq, a predicted model, not a curated record
UUCUUGUUUUGCAGGUGCAGCCGGGUGUGUAGCAACGUUGCUCCACGAUGCAGCCAUGAACCCUGCCGAAGUGGUCAAACAGAGGAUGCAGAUGUACAACUCGCCUUACCAGCGUGUGACGGACUGUGUGCGGGCUGUGUGGCACAACGAAGGGGCCGGAGCUUUCUACCGCAGCUACACCACCCAGCUCACCAUGAACAUCCCCUUCCAAGCCAUUCACUUCAUGACCUACGAGUUCUUGCAAGAGCAGCUCAACCCCCACAGACAGUACAACCCUGGCUCCCACGUGGUCUCCGGAGCCUGCGCGGGGGCUGUCGCUGCCGCUGCCACUACACCUUUGGACGUUUGCAAAACACUGCUCAACACCCAGGAGUCCCUGGCCUUGAGCUCCAACAUCAGCGGACACAUCACAGGCAUGGCCAAUGCCUUCAGGACGGUGUACCAAGUGGGUGGCGUGACCGCCUACUUCAGAGGGGUCCAGGCGAGAGUCAUUUAUCAGAUGCCCUCGACGGCGAUCGCCUGGUCCGUGUACGAGUUCUUCAAAUACAUCCUCACCAAGCGCCAGGAGGAGCGGCGGGCUGGGAAGUGAGCCAGAGCCGAACGCCGUUCCAGACCUGCUCCACCUCCCCUCCUGGUUUGUCUUCUGACCCCUCUCCCUUUCCGUUCGGUUUGUGUUGAAGAGAGGGGGCAGCGAAGCCCUUCGGGGUCUAGCAAUGCCAUUUCUUGCCUGUGGCUGCUGCAGCUCUGCUCAGGCUGCACGGCUUGCUCUCUCCCAGGGUCCUCCGCGAUGUCCCACAGGGAGCUGCAGCCCAGGUCAUGUCCCCUGGCACUUCGGUGGAGCUGUGCUCCUGUCCUAACAAAAACCUCCUCUCAUGCAAAGCUCGCCUCUCCUCGGAGGCGCCCCGGCCUCGGCCGGGCCAAAGCUGAGCUCCCAGUCGCCAGGGAGGGGGUGGCGGCGCUGCCCGGGAUGCUUGUCUGGCUUUUGGCUGAAGCGAAGUGUAAGCCUUGCCGUUGUCUUGUAGCACGCACACGUGAUGCUGACUGCCCCGGUGGUGGUGGUGGGAGGAUGGCACUUGAGGAGGGGAGCCUGUAGGUUUGUUAUUGUUCCUGCUCUUGACACCUCCAAUAAAAACAGUUCUGCUC